This is a messenger RNA of Drosophila suzukii, 1756 nucleotides long. RefSeq names its product thioredoxin domain-containing protein pretaporter (gene prtp). Gene Ontology annotation, biological process: protein folding. NCBI's taxonomy places the organism in Eukaryota, Metazoa, Arthropoda, Insecta, Diptera, Drosophilidae. Gene Ontology annotation, cellular component: endoplasmic reticulum. Gene Ontology annotation, molecular function: protein disulfide isomerase activity. The record is from RefSeq and is a predicted model, not a curated record.
AGCCUUCCCCACCUCUAGUAUCCGGAGACUUAGAAUAUAAAUUUUAGAUCUCUCAAAGCGUUUUCUGCAUCAUGUUGGCCAGGUCCAUUUUCUCCGUGGCGGUGUGCGGCCUGCUGCUAUCACCCCUCCUGCCCGCCGCCCGUGCGGCCCAAGAGGAGGACUCCUCCGCCUCCGCCGGCAAGCAGGCGGAAAAGCAGUUCGCCGUGGAACUGGACCCGGAAACCUUCGAUCCGGCGAUUGCCAACGGGAAUGUCUUCGUCAAGUUCUUUGCGCCCUGGUGCGGCCACUGCAAGCGUCUUCAGCCGCUGUGGGAACAGCUCGCCGAGAUCAUGAACGUGGAUGAGCCCAAGGUGAUCAUCGCCAAGGUGGACUGCACCAAGCACCAGGCUCUGUGCGCCACCCACCAGGUCACAGGUUAUCCCACGCUGCGCCUCUUCAAGGUGGGCGAACAGGAGUCGGUCAAGUUCAAGGGCACUCGGGAUUUGCCCGCCAUUACCGAUUUUAUCAACCAGGAACUGAGCACGCCCGCCGAGGCGGAUCUGGGUGAGGCCAAGCGCGAGGACGUCGAGAACCCCAAUCUUGGCAAGGUGGUGGACCUCACCGAGGACACCUUUGCCAAGCACGUGUCCAGCGGCAAUCACUUUGUCAAGUUCUUCGCACCCUGGUGCAGUCAUUGUCAGCGUCUGGCGCCCACUUGGGAGGAGCUGGCCAAGGAGCUGGUAAAGGAGCCCGCCGUGACCAUCUCGAAGAUCGAUUGCACACAGUUCCGUUCCAUCUGCCAGGACUUCGAGGUCAAGGGCUACCCCACUCUUCUGUGGAUUGAGGAUGGCAAGAAGAUUGAAAAGUAUGCGGGUGCCCGUGACCUGUCCACGCUGAAGUCUUAUGUGGAGAAGAUGGUGGGCGUGCCGCUGGAGAAGACCGAAGGCAAGGCCGACGAUGGGGAGGAGGCCAUCAAAGAGGUUGCCGCCGAGGAGGAGGCAGCCAAGAAACUGACGCCCCAACAGAUCAGCGGCGAGGCCGAGUUUGACGAGGCCAUUGCCGAAGGUGUGGCCUUCAUUAAGUUCUAUGCUCCGUGGUGUGGACACUGCCAGAAGCUGCAGCCCACCUGGGAGCAGCUGGCCACGGAGGCGCACCAGGCGCAGAGUGCCGUGAGGAUCGCCAAGGUGGACUGCACGGCGCCGGAGAACAAGCAGGUGUGCAUUGACCAGCAGGUCGAGGGAUAUCCCACGCUCUUCCUUUACAAGAACGGCCAGCGCCAGAACGAGUACGAGGGCAGUCGCUCGCUGCCGGAGCUGCAGGCCUACCUGAAGAAGUUCCUUGGACACGACGAGCUCUAAGUCGUCAACGGGAUCGCAGGGGAUCAGCAGCAGUCAAAUGAACAAAAAUCGCCCGCCAAACUAAUUGUAAUCGUAAUGAUUUCUCUUCAAAAUAUCAGCAUAAACCUCUGUGAGGAGCCCGCAUUUAAACAAUAUAUCAACAACACCCAAAAGACAACGUGCGCUAGCUGGAAUCGACGUCAUUCUUAGUGUUCCCCCGCUGUGUUCAAGUUUCGUCCUCCUUAGUUGAGUUUGGUUCCCUUUUUUUAUGUUUUUAGUAUUUACACUAAUGGGGCACCAGGACUGUGUGCACGAAAGAAGCCAUUUAGUCAACUUUACUUCCAAUUCUAACAUAAUUUUGUGGUCAGUAGGCUACUUUUAAGUCAUUCUUAGGAAAAUUUGUCGACACAAUACAAAUAAAUAUCAAUUGGAAAACAUAA